Molecule: messenger RNA, 243 nt
Organism: Schizosaccharomyces octosporus yFS286
Lineage: Eukaryota; Fungi; Ascomycota; Schizosaccharomycetes; Schizosaccharomycetales; Schizosaccharomycetaceae
Product: respiratory chain complex assembly protein
Exons: 2
Coding region: 1-243 (80 amino acids)
Biological process (GO): mitochondrial respiratory chain complex IV assembly
Cellular component (GO): mitochondrial intermembrane space
Source: RefSeq, a predicted model, not a curated record
AUGACUUUGUCUCCCGAUGCCAACGGCAACUCACAGAUAGACAAUGAGAAGGAUGCUUGGGACACAGCUCUUGAAAAGGGAGGAUGUGUUGAGGAGCAUAUGAGACUUAAUGAUUGCUAUUGGGAUAAGCAUGAUUGGAGAAAAUGCUCAAAAGAAAUGGAGGAGUUUCGAAAAUGCUGGGAGAGCAAGCAUGGACCGUUAACAAGUUGCCCUAUCAAUAUGAAAGCGAAGACAGAAAAGUAA